This is a messenger RNA of Thermothelomyces thermophilus ATCC 42464, 902 nucleotides long. RefSeq lists its product as uncharacterized. The record is from RefSeq and is a predicted model, not a curated record. Lineage: Eukaryota; Fungi; Ascomycota; Sordariomycetes; Sordariales; Chaetomiaceae. Bases 184 to 762 code for a protein of 192 amino acids. The transcript has 3 exons.
GCCGUCAGGACAUCCCUUCGUAGGGAGCUCCGAAGGCAGUGAAGGCGUUUUAUAAGUAUCUAUAACGGGCCGCCAUCACCUCGCUCUUGUGUAUGUGCUGAUCGACUACUUUCCAUCUCACCUUCCCUUUUCGGGAUCUCGUCGGUCAUCAAAGUCCGUGUUGACUCGUACCACUCGCCCAACAUGCGUCACACGACACUCUCACCCCUUCUAUCCUCUCUCCUCCUGGUUGGAAGACUGGCCACGGCUGCACCCGUGGUCAACGCCGAUGGGGAUUGCGUCCCGUAUACCAUUUGCGUCGACGGCGUCAACGCAUGCGGAAUCAGAUGGGGCGAAUGCUACAAUGUCUGUGACGCCUCAGCUAAGCCCGUUGCGCCGCCUUGCCCGGGCACGGAGGAACCCCCGUCGCCCACCACCAGGGUCACUACCAAGGUGACCACCCUCGAGCCCAAACCCACGACUACCAAGGCAAGCACAACCAAGGGACAUACCGUCACAAAGACCGUCAAGCCCCCAGUCACCCCAACCCCGACCAAAUUCACUACCAGUACCACCAGGCCUUCCAGCACCUGCAGCACCGACGUCACGGUCUGCUGGGACGGCAUCAACGAAUGCGGCAUGAUGUACGGAGGAUGCUUUCCCGACUGCAAGCCGUGGCCCACCUUCACGCCUCCGCCGUGCCCGACCACCACCACCAAGCAGACCCCGACUGUGAUCACCAGUGUUACGAUGCUGCCAAUCUUGACGGUGCCGCACCCCUAAUGUGAGUGUGAGAGAGAGGGGGAGAGAGAGAGAGAGAGACCGAAUGCCGUGUGUCCUUGCGAAGGGGUGAAGGGGAGAUAUCAAGUCUCUCUGCAUCCGUGAGUCCGGAUCGCACAACAGUAGCGCUCUUUCCUUGCCGC